GCGGGCGCUGUUGUGCCAGUCAGACUAAGUUUCAAAAGAAAAUCUAUUUUCAGUUUCCCUGUGCGAAGCGCCGCCAGCAGAUACACGGGCCGAAAAUGAUUGAAGUUGACAUCUCGUCAGUGUGAGGCAUUCUCCCCACUUCAACUAUGGACGGCUCACCUGCAGAUUUCGCAAGUGCUUGCAACAACCCGACGGCCACUGAAGGCAGGAACGGCCAUUGCUCCUCAGUAUCCAGUCAGUCGAAGGAACAGUUCAAGAUGGAGAAAGGCAGCGAAAUGAGAAUAACUGAAAGUGCGCAAUUAGGCGAUUCGGUGGAGAACAGGGGUUUACUGGAAAGCAGUCAAAAGCUGAAACCGCAUGAAGCUCAGAGUUACCGCAGGAAGGCUUUGUGGGUAUCCUGGAGUUCCAUCGUCGUCACACUGUCCCUGGCCGUAGCCGCGUUCACUGUUUCUGUCAUGAGGCACAGUGCGUCAUCCUUCGGAUUUGCUUUUGAUGCCGCGUUGGAUGUGUUAUCUUCUGCAAUCGUACUGUGGCGUUACAGCAACGCAGCAGCUGUGCAUUCUGCCUAUCGAGAGAACGUAGCUUGUGUCAUCUUGGGCGUCAUAUUUCUCGUAUCAACUGUCUGCAUUAUUGGCAAAGCCAUUCAUGACCUUGCUUCAAAGCUGCUGCCAGAAGUGGAUGAUUUCCUUUUUAGUGUAUCCAUUGUAAGUGGAAUCCUCUGUAGUAUUUUGGCUAUGGUUAAAUUUAUGCUUGGUAGAGUCCUCACAAGCAAAGCCCUGAUAACUGAUGGCUUUAACUCCCUCGUCGGAGGAAUCAUGGGAUUUUCUAUACUGAUCAGUGCUGAAGUCUUCAAUCAUUAUGCUGGGGUCUGGUUCUUGGAUGGCACUAUAGGGAUUCUCAUUGGAAUAACUAUUCUUGCUUAUGGAAUAAAACUUCUAGUUGACACAAUCCCACGAAUUAAAGCAACUCAUAAUUAUGAAACCUUUGAGUGAUGGACACGAUGCCAGCCUAUAGUGAUGCACAAUUCCACAGGGAGGAAGAUAUUAAGACCUGGAAAUAAUCACUCAAGCAAAGCAAAUGACAGUAGUGACAGCAAAUAUGCUGCAGAUGCCCCAGUGUCUAGUUUGAGACAUAAAAUGGUGUUCCUUGCUCUGCCUAUUUGACAAGCAGUAAAAAGGUAAAAGGCAUAUUGUUAUUGAUUUAAAAACAUAGAUUAUAAUUAUCAGCUGGAAGAGAUAACACUUUUCCCACUCUACAAAUACACAUACACCCCCUUCCACUGCUGAUGUGGCCUACAGGUAGUAAAUUAGGAUUAUUGGAACCAAACUCAGCUCAUAUUCAUAUUCAGUGCUGCUCCUGACUGAAUUCCAGAAAACAUAUCAAAAUUACUCCCUUUCCUCAGAUUUUCUGUGAUAUAUAUACAUCUAGACAUUAAAUCUAUAUUGAUUUUUCCCAUAAAGCACAUUUUGAGUGCAUCAGUUAGCAAAAUCAAACCACAAUUCUGUCACC
Mobula hypostoma (lesser devil ray) is the source of this 1509-nucleotide messenger RNA. It is a transcript of the gene tmem163a, whose product is annotated as transmembrane protein 163a. The record is from RefSeq and is a predicted model, not a curated record. The transcript is spliced from 9 exons. Gene Ontology annotation, cellular component: synaptic vesicle membrane. NCBI's taxonomy places the organism in Eukaryota, Metazoa, Chordata, Chondrichthyes, Myliobatiformes, Myliobatidae. The coding region runs from base 147 to 992 and encodes 281 amino acids. Gene Ontology annotation, molecular function: zinc ion binding.